UAAAAUCUCGCAGAAAUUGACGUCAUUUCGGAAGACAAGUUAGCUAAAGAAAGUUAGCCUGUCAACAGUCUUAACACUGUUAUUUCUAACGGGAAUGUCAUAGGAACUUUUGAGGAAUUAAUUUUUAGUUCUUUAGUAUAUAUAUAUUUUUACGUUUAAAGGAAACAGAGUUUAAGUUAAACGGAUAAGCUGAUAUUUGUGUUAGCAUGUUGCUAUCCUGAGCUACAAAACACCAGGAAGGGUUUUUUUUUUAGAACUUCAGCCUCACUUUGAACUCUUCAGGUAGGAUCACUUUACUUCUGAAAUUUAAACUUAUUCAGACGCUUCGCUUCACUGUUUAUGAGGUAUGAACUGUACGCUAGAGAAAGUCUUGGCAGAUGCUAAGUCCUUGGUAGAAAGGCUCCGUAACCAUGACAACGCAGCUGAGAUGUUGAUUGAACAGACAACAUCUCUCAACAAGAGAGUGGAAGCCAUGAAACAGUACCAGGAAGAGAUUGAUGGAUUAAACCAGGUCGCACGGCACCGGCCUCGUUCCAGUCUGGUGUUAGGAAUCCAGCAGGAGAACCGUCAGAUCCGGGAGCUGCAGCAGGAAAACAAAGAACUACGAACAUCUUUAGAGGAGCAUCAGUCGGCGUUAGAACUCAUCAUGACCAAAUACAGGGAGCAGGUUUUUAGGCUUCUCAUGGCCAGCAAGAGAGACGACCCCACCAUCGUCACCCAGCUGAAGGAGCAGCACACGACGGAAAUGCAAGCACACAUAGACAAGAUCAACGAGAUGGCCUCAGUGAUGCGGAAGGCGAUAGAGGUGGAUGAGGAGCGCGUUUGUGAGGAUGAAGAGAGGAUUAAACAAUUGGAGCAGGAGAACUGUGGCCUCCGAGAGCUGCUGGGGAUCAGCCGCGAGGCUUUCCUGAUCCUGAAGAGGGAGGAGCAGUCGGAGAACACGUCGCUGUCGCCGCUGCUGAGCAGCACCGACGUCAGCCUACGGAAGAGUUAGAGCUGCAGCUGCCACCCUGCCACACUACUGCCAAAGCAGCCAGCGCCCCACAAUGCAUUGCGACAGGUCUUUGUUUUCAGCAUGUAUGAGCCUGUGGCGCCUCAUAAUCCAGAAAGCAGAGAGGCGUGGCUUUGAAUAAAAUAAAUCAUUGAUUGUGA
Messenger RNA from Oryzias melastigma (Indian medaka), 1152 nucleotides. RefSeq names its product FGFR1 oncogene partner 2 (gene fgfr1op2). The record is from RefSeq and is a predicted model, not a curated record. Bases 347 to 994 code for a protein of 215 amino acids. The transcript is spliced from 6 exons. Gene Ontology annotation, biological process: response to wounding. NCBI's taxonomy places the organism in Eukaryota, Metazoa, Chordata, Actinopteri, Beloniformes, Adrianichthyidae.